GGAACUCAUGCAAAACAGUAGCGUCCGUGUCUUUCGUGGUGUUUGUGAUGAAGUAGUAGUCGUUUUACCUUGAUUACUUUCCAAUCAUUUGCUCAAAUCCUUUAGACAACAAAAAUGGCGGAAGAGAAACGCCCAAAAUACAUGAAUUGGAUCUUAGAAUGCAUCAAUUUAUUAAGAAGCCGUAAAUCAAGGCCUGAUCUUGAACGGAUCUGUCGUACCAUGCAAAAAUGCCAUGGGGUAUCAGAAAAAGAAACAGAAGAAGACCUGCGAGCGCUUGUGGAGGCAAAAAUAGUGACGAGAAGAUCCUUUAAAGGAGCAAUAUCUUACAGAAAUUCAGCCGGUUGGAGUAAAGCCCAUGGGCCCGGUAAGGUGUCAAGGGCUGGUCGAUGGGUUACAGAAGCAGUCAGAGUUCUUGAUCGUGGUCACGGAGUUAGUACACAUGAUAUUGAACGUUACAUCGAAGAAAAACAUCCUUACUAUGGUAAUAUUAGAUCAAAAAUUAGACUCGCAGUUGAUAAUGAUGUAGAAAAUGGACGAAUAUGGAUGGUUGGCGAUGGUUUAUAUCGUUUGCUUGAAGCAGCUGAGAGUCCAGAGAGAGAAGUGAGUACUACUGAACCUGUAUGUGACUUUUGCCUGCAGACUUCUGAGUGUAAUAGGAAAGGUGAACAAGAAGAUUUAUUGAUAUGCAGAGAUUGUGGCAAUAAAGCCCAUCCAAGUUGUAUGAAUUAUUCACAAGAUCUAACAACAAGGAUUAGAGAUGAUGCAACAUCAUGGCAAUGUAUUGACUGUAAAACAUGUGUUAUAUGUAAUGAUAGUGGAGACCCCGGUAGUUUAUUGUUCUGUGAUGCUUGUGAUAAAGGAUACCAUAUGCAGUGUCAUGUACCACCGUUAGAUACCAUGCCAUCAGGAAAAUGGAUUUGCUAUAAUUGUGAAAAUCACCCCACCAACCCAGCAUCACUAGAAGAGCUGAAUGGUGUCACAGCUAUACGAGUAGAAAGAAGAGACUCUUCGCAGCAAUCAUUUUCUGGCAGUACUUGUAGUGGGCAUGGUCAUGAAACAGAGGACAUGGAAGUAGAAAGAACUGUUGAAGUCAAAGACAUGCAUGUACAGGUUGAUGCUGAAAAUGUUCAAAGAGAACUUGAAAUGUUGUCUCAAUCCACACCACCAUGCACCCCACCAAUGCCAACUGCACCAUUAUCAGAUAUGGCUGAUACUAAAAAUGGUCUACAUGAUGAUGGCACUAGAGGCAGUCAAUCUAAAAGUCAUGAUGCCAAGUACAAAAACAUGAUGGCUGAUGCAUCUAAAUGGGAGGUAGCUGAUGUUAUGAAGUUUUUAGAGUCUGUGGGUUUUCCUCAAGAGGCCAAGAACUUUGGAGAUCAGGAAAUAGAUGGAAAAGCAUUGCUGUUGAUGUCACGCAAUGAUGUCUUGACUGGAAUGGCACUUAAACUAGGACCUGCACUAAAAAUUUAUGUCCAUGUCUCUAAACUUCAGAAAUGCCAACCUAAAUGACAACAUUCAGUCAAUCUUUUCAUCAUGCUUAGACGAAUAAUGUAUUAUGAAUAUUGUAUUUACAAGAUUAUGAAUAUAAAAGACUGACCAAUUAUUGAGCAUUGAUAUUCAACCAGAAAAAUCUAGUUAGUCUUCAGUUUGGUUCACAAUUUUGGUUGAAAAGGAACUGUAAUAUGCUAUAUAGAUUUAGAUGGUCUUUCAUUUUAUUUUCUUGAUCAGAGUAUGCCCUGGAUCCUGUCAUGACAAAUAGAGCAUAAUUUAUGAGUGAGAAACAAACUCAACUAUAAGCAACAUGUGUGUUCUCCUUGGAUUGGAUGUAGUUAAUUACACAUGUAUGUAGUAUUGCUAAAGUCACAGGGUGAUCCAAUUUGAUCACAUAAAUGUGUAAUUUUAUGCAUCGUUUUUGUGUGAUAUGUUAUCAUUAUGGCAAAGUAUGAAUAAUGAAGUUGACAAGCAAAAUAAGGUUUUGGGUGGUAUGUGGGGUAAUUAUUAUUUAGUAUUAUUGUAAUGUAUAGUAGUAAUUAUUGUGGAGUAAAUGGACUAAAUCCCUGGCAAUAAACAGUACAAAGAUAGAUAGAUAAUUAUUGAAUUUACAUUUGCAGCCAGUGGAUGAAUUGCAGCAAACAAAAUUGCUAAUGAAUACUGGCAGUGGUGAUUAUACAACAGAUAAAAGGAAUUAGCAUAACAUAAUGCCUAUUUUGUUCUAUUUAUGCUUCUUGGAUGACAAGUGUGUGUUAACUCUAAUAUUUGUAAGAUUGCAAUGACAUCUCUUUUUUCAUCCUUUGAUUAGCUCUUUUUAAAGUGAAUAAUAGAAUAUCAUAAUAAUCUAGAAAGCUGUUGUGUCCUGUCAAUCAGUACCAUAAUUUAUGUGAAAAUGUGAGAAUUUCUGUUCUGGAAAAAAUAAUAUAACUAAUUUCACUCGGAUGGAGGCACUCCCUUGGAAAAGUGACAGACUUCUUUAGGUGAAACACAAGUUGUUAUGUGGAUUUUGGGGUCUUCAGGGCCAGUUAACUCAGGCUGGAAUAGUUUAUAAGUACAUGUAUACUUUUAUAGUGUCACUAAUUUGUGCAUACAUACUCGUCAGUUAUUUUCAAACCCAAUUGUCGAGUGUCACUUCACCUUUUGUAUCUAAUAAAAUUACUGAUUUACAAAAAUAUUUAUUGGAAAUAUUUGUAUUUUUCCUAAGAGAAUUAUAAUUCGCCAUGCUGAAUGAUUAGCCUUGUACUCAGGCAUUCCUCCUUUCACCAUCAGCAGAUGGUUGCCACUCAUUCCCCACUAUGACAUCAUAAACCUAGAAAUAUUUAUCGGUAUCCAGGAAUGCCUGGGUACUACAGCUUAUCUACUGUCGAUAAUUAAGUUAUAGAUAGACUUCUGCAAACAGACAAAAAAGGAAAGUUCUAAAACUGAUUUUAUUAGAUCACUGCCGACAGGAAAUAGAUCGAUGAUGUUAUUUCAAUUCAUUUAUUGCAUUUUUAAAUAAAGAGAUGUGUUUA
Molecule: messenger RNA, 3002 nt
Organism: Exaiptasia diaphana
Lineage: Eukaryota; Metazoa; Cnidaria; Anthozoa; Actiniaria; Aiptasiidae
Product: histone acetyltransferase KAT6B
Exons: 8
Coding region: 115-1509 (464 amino acids)
Biological process (GO): nucleosome assembly
Cellular component (GO): nucleosome
Molecular function (GO): protein binding; DNA binding
Source: RefSeq, a predicted model, not a curated record